This is a messenger RNA of Tilletiaria anomala UBC 951, 2601 nucleotides long. RefSeq lists its product as uncharacterized. The record is from RefSeq and is a predicted model, not a curated record. Gene Ontology annotation, molecular function: calcium ion binding; calcium channel activity. Gene Ontology annotation, biological process: calcium ion transmembrane transport; intracellular calcium ion homeostasis. The transcript has 5 exons. NCBI's taxonomy places the organism in Eukaryota, Fungi, Basidiomycota, Exobasidiomycetes, Georgefischeriales, Tilletiariaceae. Bases 1 to 2601 code for a protein of 866 amino acids. Gene Ontology annotation, cellular component: membrane.
AUGCGGCCUGCAGCUCCGCAGGCACCUCGUAUUGCCGUCAUGGAUCCGCUGGCGGACAUGCGCAUGCGCAACCUCAGCAAGCCCGAUGGUCUCGGGGCCAAUUCGGACUGGCCGAGCAAGGAGCAGAUCAUGGCGUCCGGCAACACAGGCAUGCCUUUGCGCCCUGGCCUGUCUCAGCGCGAUUCUGAAGUGUCGAGCGAUGGCGCGGAAGAUUACAGUGAUGGCGCCAACUUCAACUGGUCCGACGAUGAAGCGGUCGAGGAGAGCGCCAAGUUCGAAGAGGAGAUCGCACAACAGCGCAAAGUCAAGAUCGGCCGAAUCUCGCUGUGGGCAAUCAUUCGCUUCCUGGGCGUGACGUUCCUCGGAAACUUGAUCAUCUCAUCCUUGCUCAUCGUUCCGGUCCUCGUGAUUCAAUUCGUCUACCGGCCGGCCGGCGGCGUCAGCACGCAGGAGACCGCGCACAAGGACUACGUCGCGGACAACAUUCAGGCGUGGUUCAUCUGGGCCGCAUUCAACCUGCACGUCAUGUGGUGGCUGCACUUUUCCGUCGGCCUCAUCCCACGCGUGGGUAUCCUGUUGGUGCAAAUCGUCUGGGGAACGGCAAACCAAAGGGUCAAGACGUACGCAGAGGUCUACAAUGCGAUCAAGGCGUAUAUCUCGCCCAUCACAUAUGCAGCCAUGAGCUGGGCGAGCUGGGCGACCCUCUUCAACCCGAUCUUUGGCCUGUACAACCAGACCGACCCUUCGCACAGUCGCGGCGCAUAUCUUUACCGAAUCUACCAAGUUGUCGAGUUUUUCUUCUUCGUUAUACUCACAAUAUGUGUCGAAAAGAUCAUCAUCAAGUGCAUCGCCAUGUCCUUUCACAAGUCGGCAUAUGCGGAACGUAUCGAGACGGUGACCAAUGCGCUGCGCACCUUUGACAGGCUCAAGGACUACCGACCCAAGUGGAAGGAUCGGAACCACAGCCGCUCGGGCCGCGCGACGCCCUUGGCCUUCAGCGCGAAUGGACCAGGCAGCGGGGUGCACUCUCCUAUUGCGCCUCCGUCGGCGAGCUUGGGAAAAAGGACACAUGCCAAGAAGCGCCCGGCUAUGCCACACUCGUCCGUCGACCUGGAUGCUGCUGCUGCAAUCACAGCAAGCAUGAGCAAUGGGAGCGGGCAGACCUCUGGCGGUACUUCGCCAACUGUGACAGCGAGAGGGGGCAAAGGCGCCGCGAAGAUCGCUCGCAUGCCGGUGCAGGCGAUCCGCUCUGGCGCCUCGACGGUCAGAACUGGCGCGGGUAAAGCGAGUAGGAUCGCGCGUGUUGCGCUGACGGAUCCGUUCAGUCUACUCUCGAGCAAGACGACCGGCGUCGGUGCGGAUGUUAAUUCGCCGCAGGCGGCCAAGCGGCUCGCCAAGACGAUCUUCCGCUCGUUCCGUGGCCACCAUCGCCGGUCGUAUCUGAUCCCGUCGGACUUUGAGCCGGCGUUCGCGACGGUGCAGGAGGCGCGCGCCGCAUUCGCCGUGUUUGAUCGCGAUGGCAACGGCGACAUUUCGCAGUCGGAGAUUAAGAACACCGUGCUGGCGACGUACAAAGAGCGCCGGUUCCUGAGCAAGUCGAUGCAGGAUGUCAACCACGCGGUGGGCCAGCUGGAGCGCAUAUUCUACUUUGUCGUCUUUGUCAUCCUCAUGUUUGAGGCGUUCGCCAUCUUUGACGUCGACAUUUCCAAGACACUGACGACGUUCUACACGCUGGGGAUCGCAUUUGCGUUCAUCUUCAAAGAAUCGGCGCAGAACGUGUUCGACAGCAUCAUCUUCCUGUUUGUCACGCAUCCGUUUGACACGGGCGACCGGAUCGCGAUCACUAAGGAGAGCACGACGGUGGUGAUGGCGGUGAAGCGCAUGUCACUGCUCUCAUCCGAAUUUACGCUGGCGGACAACACGGACAUGUACGUGGCGAACAGUGUGCUGGCGUCGAUCAUGAUCACCAACUACAGGCGCAGCGGGUACCAGUGGGAGUCGGUCGCGAUCCAGGUCGCGUUCGACACGCCACUGCAGAAGCUUGACGCGGUCGAGGCGGACAUGAUCCACUGGCUGUCGACCGAGCCGGAGCGCAUGUUUGAGCCGACGACGGCGAUCGUACCGCAGAAGAUCAACUACAUGCGCAGCAUCGAAUGCACAGUCGGCAUGACGCACCGCCGCACGUGGCAGGACUGGGGCAUGCGCUGGUACUGCCGCAACGCCUUCGUCGCCGCACUGUGCUACUACAUGAAGAAGCACGGCAUCCGCUACGCGCAGCCAAACCAGCCGAUCAUCUACUGGUGCGAUGACGCAGCACAGCUCCCGCCGUCGUACGACAACUCGUCUUCGACGCCAGCCCAGGCGGACGGCGAAGGCGGCUACCAUGCGAUGUACGACGACAGCUUCGACCAGUCACCACCACCCAGCCCGGGCACGGGUGCGCACGGUGCGGCUGCGGCGACGAGCGGAGUGCCGCCGGCGAAGGUCAAGUCGUUCAUGGGCUUUGCGUUGCCGGCGGACGAGCUGGACGGGACGGGCUUGCGCAAGCGGCGGGCCAAGUCGAAGAGCAAGGGCGUGGCGAUCCAGGGCGGCGACGGUUGA